This is a messenger RNA of Mytilus californianus (California mussel), 845 nucleotides long. RefSeq lists its product as uncharacterized. NCBI's taxonomy places the organism in Eukaryota, Metazoa, Mollusca, Bivalvia, Mytilida, Mytilidae. Gene Ontology annotation, molecular function: metallopeptidase activity. Bases 133 to 762 code for a protein of 209 amino acids. The record is from RefSeq and is a predicted model, not a curated record. The transcript is spliced from 5 exons.
CGUGUAAGAACAAAAUAUGUAGGAUAUAAAGGGAAAAUCUACAAUGUGAGAUCUCCGUCAACCAUCAAAGUAGCAGCUACUCCAAGUGUGAGCCAGGCUGCACAUGAAAAGGCAGUACAACAUAUUGAAAGAAUGGUGAAACAUAUGCCAGCCUACAUCUUCCAAUCUAUUGCCGCUAAUGGUAGCGGUGUUGGUAUAUUUUCAAGACACGAAAAAAUAACAGUUUUCCCCGAAAAUUAUCUGUUAAAAAACAAGCCAUUCUGUGGGCGUUCGUGCUCGGGGUCAUGUGUGUCAACAUGUACUGCUGAUGGGAGAAAACUUGAAGACCUUGAUGGUGUGACUAAUACUUUAUCAGCUGUUAGAGAAGAUCGAAUAAUGUGUUCUAAUGGUCCCGAUGCUGAAAAUGUCUUGGUUCAUGAAUUUGCUCACCAAGUCUACAAUUAUAUGCCAGAAGAAGAUCAUGAAAGCAUAAAAGAGAUUUAUAAGCAUGCAAAGCAGCAUCGGAUAUGGUCUGUUGACAGCUAUGCUAUGUCUAAUCCAACAGAAUAUUUGGCCGAAGCAACGCAAGCAUUUUUUCACGUGACUAAUAGAACAGAUGUCACGGGCGGUCUAAACAUGUGCAACUUUGGCGAGUAUAUAUGCAGAUCUGAAUUGGAAGGACGAAAAAAUAUACAGUCACGUGACCCUUUGCUAUUUGAUUUUUUAUCUAAGGUCUACACAAAUAAUCAACCUAACAUUUCAAGCGGACUAACUACAUGCUGAAUACGGACGACUAGCAUAAAAGGCCUCGUUGCUAUAUCAUCAAGCAGCUGUUACUCAAUAUUAAAUUGUAUUUUGAUUUAGAA